AUGGGUCUCUCUUCCUUAAGAUAUAUUAGAUCAGAUGAAAUACCAAAAAAUGCAUCAUAUCUUUUAGAGAGUCUUAAGAAAGUGAAUAGUCAUAUCAAGAAGUUGGUAAUUCUAAGUUGGAAGUAUCUGUUGAUAGCCAUGUUGGUUAGAGAUUAUCUCACCAGAAGGCCAUCCAAAGGAUUCUUCAUGGCACAACAACAGGGUGGCUGGAAACAUUAG
This is a messenger RNA of Botrytis sinoallii, 219 nucleotides long. RefSeq lists its product as uncharacterized. Lineage: Eukaryota; Fungi; Ascomycota; Leotiomycetes; Helotiales; Sclerotiniaceae. Bases 1 to 219 code for a protein of 72 amino acids. The record is from RefSeq and is a predicted model, not a curated record. The transcript is spliced from 2 exons.